Trematosphaeria pertusa is the source of this 6312-nucleotide messenger RNA. RefSeq lists its product as uncharacterized. Gene Ontology annotation, biological process: chromatin organization. Lineage: Eukaryota; Fungi; Ascomycota; Dothideomycetes; Pleosporales; Trematosphaeriaceae. The coding region runs from base 126 to 6044 and encodes 1972 amino acids. Gene Ontology annotation, cellular component: nucleus; HIR complex. Gene Ontology annotation, molecular function: nucleosome binding. The record is from RefSeq and is a predicted model, not a curated record. The transcript is spliced from 2 exons.
CGCGCACAAUAUAGCGGGAGGCUCUUGCUGCUGCCUGUUGCCACAAUAUGCCCCCUACCUGUUGUCUGUAAUCUCCAAUUCGCCCAACACGACCGCUCCAACUCUGCACAGCUAUCGCGCUCAGCAUGUCGACGUGGAAGGCGCUCAACCUCGAAUCGGAUAACGAGGAAGAAGACGAGAUCGACGAUACCAAAGAGAUCCAGAUCGAGGAAGCUCUGAAGCUCUACCAGACAGCGCUCAAGUUCCACUCCGAGGGGCCCCAAUCGUUCGAAAAGACCGCCGAAGCGUACAAAGCUCUCUUCGAGUCCGAAAUAUUCAAAUACCCCGAAUCGCUCUCCGAAUACAAGCGCCAUGAGCUGUUCGGCGACACCUUGGUGUUUGACAGCAUCCUCCAGGAUGACCUCGAAGCGGGCCCCGUUCAGGCCGUGGGCGCGAACGAGAGCGCCCCGAAUACGCUGCCGCAGAUCCUACACCUCUCGUACAAGAACCAUGGUCAGUUCAUGCUCGAGACGAUGCAGCACUGGGUCCGCCAGCACGGCGCUGUGUCGCAACAGCAGGGGUCAGGACACAUACUCAGCGUGUUGACGUACUUUGCCGAAGCGCUGGACAAGGAGGACACAGACCUGGAUCUAUGGAUACGGACGGCUUCAGUUGCGGCAAUGCUAGGCAGCCAGCGCAUCACCAGGUUCUGUCUCGAAGCUGUGCUCGACGGGGACGACGAGCUGUACGAUAACCUGUUCCGCCUUCCUGGCCUGGAAGACGGUUUCGCGGGGCAACAAUUGCAAGAGCUCAUAGCUAGGCUUGAGGACAACCUCUCCUUGAUGCAGGCACCACUGUCCACCAUGAAGCGGAAGAAACUUUCCGAGGUCCUCAAGAAACGCCUCAAUCCCUAUCCAUUCGCGCCUCUGCCAGGCGAGGUCGAUCGGCCCGCAGCCUUGCCGAUUCUUUGCAAACAGCCUGAGCGUGCUAUCUUAACCCCCACGAAGUGGGACUGGGCUGGUGUUGGAGAAGCAAUUCUUCGACACUACAUGGCAGAGCAAAGCGGUCUUCUGGACAGAGUCCCUCCCGGAUCCGGUAUCACCAUCCAGAUGCCACUGGACGCAAGCUCUAGCCCAGUUGCGAUCCAGGAACCCGAAAGCGCGCCGAUGGCCGAAGAGGCUGUCGCAUCGCAAGAAGAAACGCCCAAGGCACAGACCGAAGAUGCGGUCCCCCCUAUACCUGAACCUGAAGCAACCCCCCCAAAGGAUGGCGAGGACACCGUUAUGGAAGAUCAAGACAAGACUACAGCUAAAGCUGAAGAUCCCCGGUCGGCAACUCCCCUGGAGCUUGCACCUGCUCCAUCUCGCAAACGCUCGUCAGAUUCUGCCGGCUUACCAGAGACUGCUGAAGGUGGCCGCGCUCGCAGUAAACGCCUACGAGCUCGCGAGGUCACCGACUCAAGUGCCGGAGGCGACACCGCCGGGCAGGAGGCCGCAAAGCAGCUGGAAGAUCAGCUUUGGCAAUACACCCAUGCUGAUCAAUGCCUUUGCGAGGUGAUCAACGAUAUAUUUGCGCGACUGGGUGUCGAAGGGCUAGGUUCGCCGAAGGCAUUGCGCGAUCUUGUUACCAACCCAUCAGGAGCUUCAGCGACAGACAGUAUCGACAAGGCCGCCUGCGAUAUGUAUGCCGCGUUACAAAACACAGGACCAAAGAUUGCUCCAGUUCUGCUCAGCGGGGAGCCUGUGGACCUGGGCGGCGCAUCACGAGAGGCCGGAUUGAAUGCUUUCCUGGGUUAUGCCAAAUCCAGCAUCGCACAGGCCUGCGUUAAGCCAACCUUGCAGAGCGAAAAGCUCACUAGCUUUGCGCGUAACAUAAAUGACGCUUGGCUCUCAACCAAAGACGUCGCCUUUGCGUGGCUCGAAGUUCUUUUGUCGCCCGGUUCAGUCCCAGUUCCUGGUCAUUCUAACGAGGGCAGCAAGUCUAGCUAUAUGCGGUACCGAUGGACCGAAGACCUGAAACGUCAUCUGGUGCAAGUCAUAGUUAAUAUCGAUGACUUUAUCUAUGAGCGUAUGGUCGACCGCAUCGGCGGGCUCGAUACAAGGAUCCUCAAGGCUACAGAACAGUCUAAAGAGUACCAACUGUCUGGUUUCGAUGCCUCACAGGUCGAAAUAGUCGAAACACUGUUCGAGCUGCACCUCGAUAUUUACUCCCUGAUCAAACACCCACACAGCGGGGUGGACGUGGUCACACAGACCGUUCAAAAUGACCGCCUAGAGAGAUGGGCUGCUCUAGCCCGAGAAGCAAUGCAGCUGCGGUCGAGCUGCGAUGCGAAUAUCGGCCUGGACGAGCUGACUCUCCGCCACAUUUGGGCUUCCGUUUUCCAAAUGAGCGUCAGCGACGACGUUCUCCCAGAGCAUGUCAUCUAUGCUAUGGAGGAACUUAAAGGGAUCUUCCAGUCAUUAGAUGGCCGUACGAUCGAGGUGCAGAACAAUGCAGUCAUGCCAGAACUAUCCGUUACUGCCGUCGACCGCGAGCUCGUUCGAAUCAGCAUGAAAGACUUCUUCCUCAAGGUAUUUGACACUGAUGAGAAAGAUCCUGUAGCGGUCAUCGAAAGCUUGGAACCGAUUCUAGAGCCCGUGCAAGAAUCUGAGUUGACGGUAGAGAAGGAAGCGAAUGGUCAUGCUGAAGAGAAUGCCGGUUCACGAAGUCCAUCAACGGUUGGAAACACCGAUCAAACAGCCGAAUUCCAAGUCUCAAGACCAUCGCCGACACAGGAAAUGAGGAAAUUUUUGGACUCGGCUUCCUUUAACCUGCGACUGUCACUUUGGCAGCGUUUACGGGAAGCAUACGAGGCCAUCGAGUAUGCUCCGAAAGUCUUGUCCUGCUACUUGCGGAGCAUCGAAACCCUCGUCGGAGAAUUCAAGACACCCACUUACCAAGAAUGCUCGAUCCCAGAACGCCACGUCAAGCUGAUGAGCCGACUCCGCAUCGUCGAUGAGGUGGUUGUUAAGAUUCUUCAGAUCAUUAGGGACGAAAAGGAUGCCUUCGAUUGCCUCUCGUAUGAGCAUAUGCAGUCAUCAAUGUCGGCUAUUUCGCAGCUACUGAGGAUCAUGUCUGCAACGAAUUUUCUCCAAGACCUGACGCACAUUGGACAGCUUACCAUCCCCAGGAUCGAAGGUAUGCCGCCUGCAACAUUCGUGAACAUGACGAACAGGUUGCAUGAUAUGCAGCUUCGGCUCUGGAUUCUCCAAUAUCACCUGCUGAAAGAAGGGAUGUCGCAAACCGUCGAAGCGUUCCCGAUACCUUCGGAUGACGCAUUCGAAUACCUCAGGCAUGUUCAUCACGCAACCGGUGUGCGUGGCUUCUGCCACUUAGCCGGACGAACGUUUCUGAGACUUGCGAAAGAUGAGGUCCUACGUUUCGACGACGUUACUGAACCUAGCAAUCGCGAUAUCGAGUUCUCGCAGUUGUUGUACGAUCUUUACGGACUGAAAACGUUCAUCGAUCCUCUUGAAUGCCAGGAAUUUGGUUCGUCGCCGGACAUUCUUGACAAGAAGACCGCGACAAACCUACUACCAUUCGUUCAGUCUCAAGCUGAGAAAAUGAGCAUCAAGGAACUCCCCAAGCACGACUUAAAAGUCACUAUCGACAAGGUACAUGGAGCGUUGGGACGCCCGAAAACGACCGAGGACAUAUCUCUCAACCGAAGAAUUCUGACGACGUACUUCAAGUCCCCAGUCAAUCCGAUAUCUCUGUUCAAUUGCCUUAAAGGUGUUGGAUCACUCGCCACGAGGCAUAUCCCUGCUGAAGCCGCGCUUCCCGCCUCGAAAGGAUGGUAUUUCUUAAUGGGGAACAUCGCCCUCAACAAGUUCAGGUCCCUGAAGAAAAUGACCCAACAGCCCACGGAAGACCUCAACUUUGCUCAAGCCUUCUUCCUGCAAGAUCUCGAAUAUUCUAUCGAGCGAUGGGAGACUUGGUAUCGGCUAGCUCAAGCCAACGAUACUCAGCUCGAAGAGGCCGUAUGUUGGAAUGCGGACAAGAUGAACAGCAACAGCGUAGAGCUGAUAAACUUUCAGCGGGCUGCCAUCCACUGCUACACGAUGGCCGUUGCUUGCGCUGUCCGCGACGCAAACGCGUCGCCCGAGACUAGACUUAAAGUUUCGCGAAUGUACACCGACUUCGGAAAUCGCAUGUAUGCAUCGUCUAGAGAACCAUUUAGCAUGAAUGCCUUCAACAUCCGGGAAACCGAGCAGAAGUACUACAGCGGCAACAUCACUCAGGUGGUUUAUCAGAACGUGCCCUUCAGCCCAAUGUCCGUCUACACCACCUGGAAAUUUGCUAGCGUUCUGUUCAAGCGGGCAAUCAAAGGCGACCCAGACAAGUGGUGGAAUUAUUACAUGCUUGGCAAGUGCCUGUGGAAAAUGUACUGCGCCAACGCCGACUUUGCCAUUGCUGCUAUCCACCAAGGCGAACCGGUGCCUCCAAACAAUGGACCAGUUUGGGAGGAAGUGAUCGAUGCAGUCGUCAACGCGAUCGAGACGCUACCUGAGAAGAAGGGACGGAACGGCGAACCAAUACUUGAGCCCCACUACAAACUGGUCUCUAUUGUGCAUAAGCUAUUCCAACGCAAGGCCAUUGAUCACGAAAAAGGCGAAGAAGUGCUGAAGCAGACCUCGUAUGCGCAGAACCUUAGCGGGCCCGACAGUGCCGAUGAUUGGGAACGGUAUAUUCUUGCCGUACUUAAAGCGCUUCGAUCCGCAGACAAAUCAGCCUGGCACCACCGGAUCAUUGCUCGGGCUGCCCAUGUCAUUUACGACGACUCCAAUGACAUGAUGGUUGCACAUGGUGCUAAGCAUGAGCUGACGCAACAUAUCUUCACGAAGACCAUGGCUGUCCAGGUCUGGAAGCCAGAGAACGAGCGACCUGGCAGGCACUUUGUGUACACCACUCGCUACACAAAGUUUUUCAUCCACCUCCUAGACCAGACAGGCGACAAGACGAGUCUCGAGGCCUUGGCGAAGCGCGUGAGGCGGAAGUCGACAGACUUUUUCGAACAUUCCAAGCUAUGGCAGGAGCUGUGCCUACGAUACUUGAAGCUCCUGCGUCGAAUGGGGAAGAUUCCGGACGGGCAUGAAGAUACUAUCUUCAAAGCCAUCAAUUACGACGAGUUCUCCGUCCAGGCCGCCCGUCUGGAGGCUUGGUGCCAGAAUCCUUUGACCCAGCAUCCCGUGCUGGACGUCUUGCGCGAUGUUAUCGAUCUGAAGCGGCUCAACAAUACCCUCAUGAAAGCUCUUCUCAUCGACGACCUGAUUGGCGAUACGUAUGCCUUGCUGUACACUACUGUUGGACCAACUCUGCAGCCCCUGCCAUCAGAGAAGCUGCAGCCUCAACAGCCGCAAGCUGCUUUUCUUGCUCUAGGGCAGUCGAAUACCGGUCCAUCGUAUAUACCAUCGCUCAUGCAGGUGCAAAUGGACGGCUCUAUUGAUGCAAAUCACAAUGCAUCGCCCUUCAAUAUCUAUCAUCCCAGCCAGCUGCAACCCCAGCAAGCUGACCCUGUGGUCAAACCUAGGGCCAAAACGGUCGGACGCCGAGAGAUUGCACGACGAGCCGAAGCCUGCGCCCAGAAGCCCGCUGGUGCCCCUGCUCUCGCAACGACUGCGAUUCCGAUCCGCUCGCCUCCGACCGCCAUGCAUGCUACACUUGCUCUCGCUGCCCGCCCGUCGCCCGAAAAAGCGGCCAACGAGUCGAAUUCUGCAACUGAGCAACUGCAGGUUCCCAACAGCGGCACUGCGACUGCUGCUGCCAGCGUCACCAACGUAGAGAGCAGCGCCCCAGGCUCGAUGCACGAUGACGCGGACGAUGAGAGUGAGUUGAGCGAGCUAGAUGAGGAAGAGGUGCAGGAGAUUGGGCAGGAGGUUACGGAUGCGGCUGGACAUCCUUCUGUAUCUUCCAGGUUUCUGUUUCCUAAUUUGCACGCCGGCAAGGAGAAGGCGAGGUCGGACGAUCACCAGGAUGAUGGCGAGGGUGACAGCGGGGCUGGGAAGGAUGUGAAGACGGAGGAGUGAGGUCUGUUCUGCUUAUGGAGUGUCCAACAACGGCGCGGAUUUGAACAGAUCUGUGUCCUUGUGUGGCAUCCUUUUUCUUUGUUGUGCUUUUCCGUUAGAGAAGGACUCGACGAGUACUUGUUCGAGAGGCAUCAGCAUGAUCGGUGUGUAUAUUGGCACAAUGGCGUCUCGGAUGCUGUCGCAGGCUGCAUGGGUAUGAUGCGGCUCGGGAUAUUCAGAUACCCUUCUUUCUUAGGGUCGUAUUAGAUGUAAAGCAUGUAUAUUCGAU